Molecule: messenger RNA, 3439 nt
Organism: Mycotypha africana
Lineage: Eukaryota; Fungi; Mucoromycota; Mucoromycetes; Mucorales; Mycotyphaceae
Exons: 3
Coding region: 358-3240 (960 amino acids)
Biological process (GO): regulation of ARF protein signal transduction
Molecular function (GO): guanyl-nucleotide exchange factor activity
Source: RefSeq, a predicted model, not a curated record
UCCCCCAAGAUUAUAAACCUACCCACCAAAAUGAAGUCCCCCAAGAUUAUAAGCCUACCCACCAAAAUGAAGUCCCCCAAAAUCUAAAACUUAAGCGUGCAGGAGAACCUUAAUCAGUCAAACGAAAGUAAAGAAGGAAUGUUUGCUUUUGGUUAUAAGCACCAUACCGAGUAGAUUAAGAGCAAAUAGAUAGUUUAUUAGUGUAAGCCAAGCGCUAUUGAGCCAUUCUACUUUUUGCAUCUUUUUUUUUUUUCAUGAGAGGCCACUAAUUUGCGACGAAAGAAUCAGUUAAAGCUUAAUAGGCAGCUAGGGGAUUUGGGGGGAUCUGUUGAUAAGAUAAGAAUUCAUAUAAAUAGGAUGAACACUUUGUCUUUCAAAUCAAAAAAAUCUUCAUUUCAUUCUCAUCUCUUAAGCAGUAAUCAAAUUAUAUUAUACCUUGCAGUAUCUAUUCUUUAUAUGAAUAGUUCUUAUCAGUUACCAAAUCAAUUAGUGACAGUCAUCUUCAUUCUUUUCUUUGUUUACACUUUUUCGCCUUUUAGUAUCUUAUUUCACAUUUCUGCUAUUUGUUACUUCUUCUUUCUCGUAAACAACUUCAAUACUGAAGAUUGUCAAUCUCUUUCGCGCAUUUCGCAGAAUAAAAAAAUGAUAACCACUAGCAAAAAAAUCAGCAUUUUCCGAAAUCUCAAGCCAGCAAAGACCAACUCAGUUACACCUGUCACUACUGCUGCACCUAAAAGGACCUUUCAAAUGUCAGAUAAAUUUACUCAAGCUCAAAAAGAAGCAGCACUUCCAUUCAUCACUCCGCCCACACAGAAAGUCAAGUCAGCAACAUCCAAGAAAGCAAAGGCCUUGGGUCGUUUCUUUAAAAAGCUAGCGAGCAAAGAAUCGCUCAGUCAAUCGUUUUUAUGCGACACAACCAGAUCAAAUACAUACUACAAUCCUACUUUUAUUCCAAUUGACACAAAGAAAUGGAAGAAGUCGGCAUCACUUCCAGUCAUUACACCGAAAGCGAUGAUUACGAAAACAACCUCUGCCAUGAGCAAUUAUCACCGGGACAUUAACAACGUUGAGGUUGAAGACGGAAUAGUUACCCCUGAAACGAUUGCCAUAACAGCAACACCAGUGAGUGCAGAAAAAUCAACAGCAGCCACUAACGGUCACAUUUCAUUGGCGACGACCUUGAUUGAAAAUGCAUUUCCUGAGCAAUAUUCCAACAAAAACGCUCUUUUAAUGUCUUCUUCCUCUUCCUCUCCUUCUCCUAUUCUCGACAAUAAUCAUGCUAUCGCAACAGCGCAGCGUAUCUGGGAUGAAGACAAAACAGUUUAUCAGAAGCUUGAUCAAAUUGUCGAAUGGAUUGGCGACGGGAAGCCUGAAAGCAACGCUAUUCUCAAAGCAUAUAUGAAUCAUUUCGAUUUCUCUUCUUUGAAACUCGAACAAGCUUUUCGUAACUUGUGCUUCAAACUACACUUGAAAGGCGAAACACAACAAAUCGAUCGUAUCCUCUCUGAAUUCUCUACUCGUUAUUUUGAAUGCAAUCCCACAUGUCUUUUCAAAAAAGCAGGCAUUAUUCACGCUAUAGUGUACUCUUUAUUACUCUUGAAUACUGAUCUUCAUGUUGCUCAAGGUGACUACAAGAAGAUGACUCGAGCUGCCUUUGUGAAAAAUACCAUGGAUGCUAUUUACUCCCAAUUGGACGAAAACACAACUACUCCUGCAUUGAUAGACGAUAACAUCAAUGAUAUUCCUCUCUCCGAUGAUCACAGAGCCAGCGGCAUUUCAUUUCAAUCAUUUGAUUGGAUGCAUCACCUGCAUCGUACUCCAAGCAAUCACAGUGCCUUCAGUACACGCUCUAAUGCUACCACUACCCAUACCACAGCCUGUAUCCAACCUUCAGAGACCCCAUUUUUUUCGCAAAAUACUACAUUAGCCCUUACAGUAGGCUCUAAAGCGUGGCAAAUGGAAAUGAAAAAUCUUUUAAAGGAGUUGUACACCAAUAUCCGCAAUUCACAAAUUAGUACUCCUGACUCUCCUGCAACAUCAAUUCGCAGCUAUCGUGUAGAUACUAUUCUCAAGCGUAGUGUCAACAGCAAGCUCUUCAACAACAACAACAACAACAACAACAAUCAUAACAACAACAAUGAUAAUGAUUCCAUGCUCGGAUCGACUAUUUCUACUGAAUCCUCUGCCACUUCAGUGAUGCAAUAUCAAUCCGUUGCUGCUCAUCUCUCUUCUGAUAUUCCUACCUCUUACACAAGCAACGCUCCUUAUUACAAAGAAGGUAUGGUUGUACGUAAGCACCUCAUGGAAAAGGCCAAUCAAAAAGCAAAACAUCGUGAUUGGAAAGAAUGCUUCAUGGUCAUUGAACGUAGUCAGCUUCGUAUGUACAAACUGGAAAAUGCCUCUUUAACAACUAGCCGGCAUCAUCUCAGACGGCCUCAUCAUAUUAUUCUUCGCAAUAAUGCUAACAAAUCGAGAUCUUCUAUAGCACUAACAGAUACCUCUUCUAUUAUGACCGGUACUACGAGAUCAACUGCUCUUUCGUCCACAAUGACAUACAGUAGCCAGAAUGAGCCUGUGGUAGGUGGUGGCGAUUGGAUGGCCAAUGCUCAAUUAAUUGGGUCCCUUGAUCUCAAACACACUCUGGCCAAUGCUUUACCUUCCGGCUAUAGUCGUCAAAGACAAUAUGCUUUUGCUCUUGAGCAUGCCAAUGGUGCUGUGCAUCUUUUUCAAGUCGGAUCUGAUGAACAAUUGCAUGAAUGGGUUUCUACUUGCAAUUACUGGGCCGCUCGUGAAUCGAAGGAACCGUUGCCCAAUGGUGUCAGCUCCAUGGACUAUGGUUGGGGAAAUUGCUUAAAUACGGAUAAUAACAACCACAUCGUGAUCAAUGAUUGGCAGGCACCUGAACCUCCUACCAAUAGUAGCAUGUUGGAUGAAGUAAAUCAAUUAGAAACUCUUCGUAAACAUGUUCAGGAGUUGACCCAAGAAUUGGAUCAACAUCGUGAUUUGAAGGCUAAAAUGGAAAUUCGUUUUGGUACUAGUCAUCAUUCUAGUAAAUCAGGAGUCAAAGCUUUGUCAAAUUGGGAGAAAAAGUCGCGAUAUCUUUUACGUGAAAUCAUCAAAUAUCAAAAUUAUUGUGAUGCGAUCGAAAAAUCUCUCGAGUUACAGAAGAACAUCAAUUCAGCAAUCACACCAACUUCUACCACAACCUCUACAACUGUUACUACUUCCUCUACUGCUUAAAACUUUUAUGUAUUAUAGUCAGAUGCACUUAUGUUUUCGGUUUAUUUUACAAAACUAAUUGUGUUUAGGUCUUCUACGAUAGAUUUAAUAUUUAUUUUCUUUUCUUAUUUGUAUAUUAAUAGUAUUCUAUUCUUCUUGUACAUAAUCCUUACUCUUUAAUAAAAUUUCUUUUUUUUUCUGUUCAAGAUUUAAACAGAAU